AUGAACAGAGUGACACAAAUACGGCUGACGGGACUUCAAAAACUCGUAAAAGAGAAACGAUUAGUAAAUGAACACGACAUUAAAGGUGAACAUGGAGAAGGAGAUAAAGAGAAGGCCUCCUGGAUUAUUCACCCUCGGAGCUACUUCAGGCACUGCUAUCUUGUGUUUAUGGUCAUUUUGACCUUUGUGAACCUCAUAACCAUCCCUCUGGACAUUGCUUUUUCGGAGGACAUGCAUGACAGCGCCCACAAAUACUGGGUGGCCUUCAACGUGCUCUCCGAUAUCUUGUUUUGCCUGGACGUCGGCAUGAAUUUCUGUAUCGGCAUUUUCAACGAAAACGGAGAAGCCAUCCUUGAUCCUCAGAAAAUCAAAGAGGAUUAUUUGCACAGCUGGUUUGUUCCAGAUCUGGUGGCCGCCUUUCCGGUCGACAUCAUUAUUAUCAUUGUGGAGCAGUUUUACAUCACAGACACCAGCUCGCUUCUGGCGUCCAAGAUGGUCCGGAUUCUGAUGUUCGCCCGCUUCCUCAGCAUGAUCCGUCUGCUGCGAGUGCCGAAGCUCCUCAGAUUCUGCUUCGCCUUGGAAAAUGUGUCUGAUAUUCGCCUGGAAGAUGUGAAAAAGUUUCUGAGACUGCUGUUUGUGCUCUUUAUGAUGGCUGUGAUCUGGCAUUGGGACUCCUGCAUUCAGUACUUUGUUGCUGCUAUAGAGGGAUUUCCAUACGACUGCUGGAUCGUGAAGAACAACCUCACGCACAGCUCGAUUGGGGAAAAAUACAGGUACGCAUCCUUCAGAGCUUUGAAGCAAAUGUCCUGGCCAUUCCUGGAGUUUCCAACACGUCUGGAGGAACAGUGCAUGGCUCUGAUCAGCAUGGUGAUCGGAUUUUUUAUGUUUUUUGUAUACAUGGCAUGCUUGAUCACAACAUUUGGGAGCUUGUCUGGCGCUGGCAAGAACAAGAUGAGCCAGAUUCAGUCCUCCUUCCUGUUCAGCAACCGACCCUUAACCCUGCGUCAGCGCAUCACCGCAGAUUGCAAGUGGCAGAUCUACAAAAAGAACGUCCUCGAUGUGGUCUCCAAACGGCUGAGAAAGGAUAUUAUGGCAGAUAUCUGCUCAAACCUUGUGAAGAAAAACGCCAUGUUCAUGUCAUGGGACGUAAACUUCAGCAGAGCUGUGCUGAUGUGUCUAAAUGCUGAGCUUUUCUCUCCCGGUGAUGUCAUUAUUGAAAAGGACACCGUGGCAGAUUACAUGUUCUUCAUCGACAGCGGUCACGUCCUAGUGAAGGGCCACCAUCAACAGAAGGAGAAGAAAGAUGGAGAACAUUUCGGAGACAUUAGCUUUUUACUGGGCGAAAGGCAGCAGAUCUCCGCUCGUGCCCUGACCACCUGCAGCCUGUUCUCUCUAUCGCUGAAAGAUUUUGAGAUGAUCCAGAAACAGUUUCCUCAAAACGUGAAGAAAAUGAGAGAAACAGCGGCUGAAGAGAAGGAACGGGACCUGGAGGGCAAUGAGCUGGAGAUCCAGGUUACACAGCCAUCGACAUCAAGCAGCGUCUGA
This is a messenger RNA of Danio aesculapii, 1545 nucleotides long. RefSeq names its product potassium/sodium hyperpolarization-activated cyclic nucleotide-gated channel 2 (gene hcnl1). The record is from RefSeq and is a predicted model, not a curated record. Gene Ontology annotation, molecular function: monoatomic ion channel activity. Gene Ontology annotation, cellular component: membrane. The transcript has 11 exons. NCBI's taxonomy places the organism in Eukaryota, Metazoa, Chordata, Actinopteri, Cypriniformes, Danionidae. Gene Ontology annotation, biological process: monoatomic ion transport; transmembrane transport. The coding region runs from base 1 to 1545 and encodes 514 amino acids.